Messenger RNA from Synchytrium microbalum, 2154 nucleotides. RefSeq lists its product as uncharacterized. Lineage: Eukaryota; Fungi; Chytridiomycota; Chytridiomycetes; Synchytriales; Synchytriaceae. Bases 1 to 2154 code for a protein of 717 amino acids. The record is from RefSeq and is a predicted model, not a curated record. The transcript has 12 exons.
AUGGCGCCCGUACCGAAACCCGCACAGGCAAUGCCAGACUACAAGACGCUUAUGGAGCACGCUACAUCGCUGGUCCUGCUUAGACCGGAUCUUAUCGCUGAACCACAAUUGAAAAAGCACAAGAAGACAUCAAAGGAUUAUGAUGAGGAUGGUGGAAUGUCUAUGGACGAUGAGAUUGAAGCUGAGGGUGUGGUGGGUGAAAUGGAGUGUUUGAGGGGUUACUUUGAGAGUAUGAAGAUUGAGAAUGCAGAUGAAAAGGUGUUUCUGGAAGAGAUAUUCUUGGGAUGUGUGCGACAUGUCAAGAUCUUAAAGGGCACUAUAGCUGUUGUUAAUGGUGUCAGUGGGAGGGGUGUAAGGCCACAGUAUGAAAGGGCUGUUCUUACAGUACUGGGAUACCUGAUCCUAUUUCGCAUUAACGAGAUCGGGCUUGACAGACUAACGGGUCUUGUGCGUGGACUGGAGCCACGCCAUAUCGCGUCGUUCUUGAGCGUGCUGUCGGAUCCGGUUGCGGUUGAGGGCGCGCUGAGGGGGUGCUGGUGCAGGGUGCUGGAUGCUAGUUGGGUGCAUGAUAACUUGGUGACGCCAUUGCUUGAAAACGCAUCCAACAUUCACAAGCUCUCCAAAGAGUUCUUGGAAAAAUUGAAUUGUGGGAUGACGGUUGCUAAGUCUACUAAACCACCAACAGAAUCAAAACCAUUCCUACUUACAAAGCCACGACCACGUCGAUUACCUGAGCCCACGGAACGUAUAUCAACUGUUCCGAAAGCACGGCCUGUGCCAAAAACGGUUUAUGAAGGGAGCUCGGAGCAGGCUGCUUUGGAGAAGACAAAGGUGGAGAAUCGGCACAAGACGCAGACCCUCUAUGAAGAAGCCCAACGUAUGCAAUUCCACGCCGCCAAAGUCGCUGCUGCUGCCAAGAAGGCAGCAUCCCAAACCCUCCCACCAAAGCCAACCACCCCAGACCCAGCACGCAAACGCAUAAUCGCACGUCCGGCUCCCACUUUCAAAGAAGUCGCGCCGGUAAAACUUACCACGAGCGCCAUCCUUCGAGAAAACGCACUCAGUAAGAAACGCAGGGACGAGGAAGUUAAGGAGAUGAAUGAGAGUGAGGUGCGACUGAGGGAUAAUAAUGCGUAUGGGAAUUGGAGGGAGGCUGCGAGGGUUAAAGAGGAGGAAGAUAAGAGGAUUGAGCUGGAGAGAAGGAGACUGCAAGUGCAGCUUGCGCAUGAGGAUGCUAUUGUUGCGAGAGAGGGGAUAUUGAUUGAGAAUAGAGAACGAGUUCAAGAAGCCAAAGAAUUAAAAGAAGUCCUCGCACGAGCCGCCGAAGAAGCCAAACACGAAGCCGAUCUCGAAAAGCGCCGAAAAGUCGAACAGGUGCAGGACUUGCAGGAGAAUAUUAAUCGGGCGAAGCAAAGAGUCAUUGAUGAGAAUUUACGAAGAGCUGCUGAAGUAGAGUUACAAUCGCAGCAACUACGUGAACAGGCAUACAAGCAACAUGAGGAAGACCGGAUACGCAAGACGGAACUGAUUGCCCAGAUACGGCUGCUCGAGCAGCGGAAUGUGACGCCUGCGGGAUUUGUCGUCAAGACUGUGGAUUUGACUGAGACGGCGGGGCUUGGGCUGCUUGGCGAGAUGUCUGUUCUUGAGCUCCAAGAACGUCUAAUCCGUGCCAAAACCCGCCUCAUCGAUACUGAAAACACGAAACGCCAAACCAUCAUGCUCGCCAAGCAAAAGAAACUCGAGGCUGUUGCUGCACAGCUACAGGAAAUCGAUCGGGAACGAUAUCUGAGGAAACAUCAACGUGAUUUGAAACGCGUUAACGCCGAUGGACUGUUGUCGCGCCCGAUUAGCGUCAUGUCGUCUGCAAGUAACUGCUCGAGCAGGACGGGGGGUGAGAGGGAGGCGCUGAUUGAGCGGGAUGUGGGGUUGCGGGAUUUGGCUGAUAAAUUAGCAUCGAGGCGGGCUGCACGACUGGCUACACGAGCCGCGACGAAACUCUCUGCACAUCAGAUGGCGAGUGUGGGAUCUGAUAUUGGGUCAGAGUGUGGGAGCGAUGUGUCGAGGAGACGGGAUAUGUGGUGCGAGUUGGGCGAAGCUGCGGGGGAGUAUGAGAGUAUGAAGAGGGUGGGUGGAGAUUUGAGGGAUGAGUAUUGA